AUGACGGUCGCGGGGGCUUUUGACCAAGCUGUCAAAGGUGUUGAUGCUGUUCUUCAUAUUGCGAGUCCUUUCACACUCAAUGUGAAGGACAAUGAGACUGAGCUACUAGUACCGGCGAUCGCGAUGACCAAAGGCCUUCUGGAAUCUGCUUCCAUGUAUGGCACGGAAAUUAAGAGAGUCGUCAUUACAUCCUCCUUCGCUGCCAUGGUCGACCUCACAAAGGGAUUGUGGCCCGGCCAUACGUAUAAUGAGGCGGACUGGAACCAAGUCACCUACGAUUAUGCCAAAACUGCCGACACCGGUACCGCAUACGUUGCAUCCAAGGCUUUAGCUGAAAAAGCUGCCUGGAGCUUCGUCCAGGAUCGGAAGCCGCAUUUCGACAUUACUGUUCUCUGCCCCCCAAUGGUCUUUGGUCCUCCCGCACAUCCCCUGUCGUUCUCAGCGCUGAACAUUGCCGCGUGGGAUAUCAAUCGAUUUCUCUCCGGAGAGCUCCAAGAUGUACCCGACACAGACUUCUGGGGCUUCGUUGAUGUUCGGGAUCUUGCAACGUCGCACGUCCGCGCUCUUGAGGUUCCUGAUGCUGGCAACGAGAGGUUUUUGAUCGCCGGUGGUCGAUACAGCUAUCAGCAAACAGCGGACGUACUGCGGGCAUCUUCGCGUAUCCCCGACGUUGAGAAGGCGAAGAUACCGCGCGGCCCCGGGGACAACUAUCCAGGCCCCAAUGUCUACGAAUUGGAUAAUUCCAAGUCAAUUCGCAUUCUGGGUGUCGAGUAUCGCUCAUUUGAGCAGUCUAUUGUUGAUUCGGCGGUCAAGGUAGUCGAAGCGAGACGCAAGGCAGGAAUUUAG
This is a messenger RNA of Fusarium mangiferae, 846 nucleotides long. RefSeq lists its product as uncharacterized. Lineage: Eukaryota; Fungi; Ascomycota; Sordariomycetes; Hypocreales; Nectriaceae. The transcript has 2 exons. Bases 1 to 846 code for a protein of 281 amino acids. The record is from RefSeq and is a predicted model, not a curated record. Gene Ontology annotation, molecular function: oxidoreductase activity, acting on the CH-OH group of donors, NAD or NADP as acceptor.